AUGGCUGACGCAUCAACACCACCUCCACCACCACCACCACCAUCACCAACAACGUGGGGAGCUUUUUCAUCGUUGUACAGCAACCUGUCUGCCGCCGAGGUAUGCCACCUGGAGAAAGCCAUCGAGCUCAGAUAUCUAGGCAGAUAUGAUGACGCAGAAAUCAUUUACGCGAACGAGCUACCACCUGCCCGUCAGAAUCCGGUUAUCGCCAUAGAACUUGCGACGAUACACGAACGGACCGGUGACGAGCCUUGCCGAGCGCAGAUCUUCCGUGAGACUCUCGACGCUAUUGAGCAAGGCGAGAUCACUCCUCCCGAAGAUGUCCAUCGUUACCUGCGUAUACUGCUUGCGAGUUCUCACCUAUAUGUCCUUGGCCAACUUCGUCUCGGUUUCGAAGAGGCCCGUGGUCUCAGAACUUGGCUCCUCGAUGUUGAGCCACAUACAUAUACAGACACAAUGGUUGCAAGUGUAUGCGAGUACCACCAGAUCAUUCGACAGACUAGGAAGGCCUCGAACUGGUGUGGUCCCGAGGAUGGCGACUUGCCUCACACAGGUGGCAAAGAAGCAUUGGCUAGCUUGCAACACCUUCGAAAGCUUUUGGUGGCACAGGGGAGGAUCAACUUGGCAGGCAUGGUCGCUGUACAAGAAUCCAAAACGGCAAACGGCAUGGAUGCUUGCUCCCCGUAUCGAGAGCUUCUUGAUGCUAAACAAGUUACCGACGUCAAUGAUGACCGCCCUUUGUUUUACAAGAAUUUGACACACCAGCUAUUCCUUUCAGAAGCAAUGUUUGCUGCAGGGAUGUCGCACCACGGCCAUGCGCUGUUCCAGGCUGCUUGUGAUGAGAUGACGGCAAGUGAGGCAAUAUACGGCCAACCCAACCGUUUUUGGAUUUUAGCCGACUAUACUCGUGCGGAGAUUUUCCCUGCUAAGCCAGGCCUGCAAAGGGUGAGCCAGUAUCAUGACUUGGCCAUGCUAGCAGAGAGUCGCCGAGAAAAGGCUAUUCAACGUUGGGGCUUGAUGCAGGCGUAUCAAGCCAGCGAGAAACUCGUCGAGUCUGAAGAAUCGCGUAAAGAUACCGAAGGAGCAUCCCGUAUUCGUCAAGCGUCACUGCAUCAGUAUCUCCAUUUUGAGAUGACCGUCACGCGCUCUCCAUAUUUCUCUGCAGCUUGCUUGGGGACUGUCGGCAUGCAUAUGAACUCUAACGAUCAGGCCGCCGAAUGGCUGGAAUACCAUCGCGAUUUCUGGAACACUUGGCCUGAAUUCGACAUACCACUCCUUGGACGACGUUUGUUCGACGAAGCUUCACGUGCUUCGAGGGCGACUGGAGACUUUGAGUCUGCUGGACUGUAUGAUCAGCAGCGAGACCAGUUUCUGAAACAUUGCUCCUUCAUCGUGUCGAGCAGUGACACCAGGCAAGACGACGUGUUUGUGGAAGACGCGCCCGAUGACCACUUCAGCGAAUGGAUGCAAAUCCCUCCAGGAAUGAAUCAUGACUCCCCUCUGGGAGAAAGAUUUGAGUGGAUCUCUGCUAAGCUGAUUCUCCGCUGGAUCUCUAACGACUUGACGGCCAACUGUAUCACUAUGCAAGACAUAAGGAGUAUCCUCGCAAUUAGCCAUGAGUCUAUAGAGGAAAUGGAAUUCGAGGACCGUCCUCUUGCUUUCAUUUCUAGCAUUGCGCCUCACGAAUUGCGGAGCCGUAUCUUUGGUCGAAAUGGUGUGCCAACUCGGCAAGAAGAGUGGGGGAAAUGGUUCGAAAACGUAGAAACCUGGCUGCAGCGCAAAGGCCGCCCGCCCUCGAAUUUGCACCGUCAUCAUCUUCUGGAACAGAUCAUGGAAGCCCGAGUACUUGGGUAUCAGCGUUGGGCAGUUUCCCUACCACACUCAGGCCCUGUUGCUGCCGAAUCUAUCCUGAAUCAGCUACAAAUGGCGGAUAAAAGGUUAAGGCUCUAUGAGACAAUAGAUCCUAGCCUAGUGAAUCUGCACAAGAUACAAGCGUGCAAAUCCUGGAAGGCCAGCGCCCUUAUGCUUCUCGCAAACGAUCCCGAGCUGCGAGAACGGGGGCUCGGUACCAUUGAAAGCCUUAGAGAAGCGUCCUUAAUGUUCGAGGAGCUAGUUUCGCAAUCUAGAACACCGGGGAGGCUGAGAUACUUGUAUCGCCAUCUUGGAUCACUUGGACGUUGCGCCUGGAUGAGAUAUUUUUGGUACAAGGAUGCGACGCCAGAACUGGGAAUGCCUUAUUGGGAGGAGGCAGAUGAUGUCUUCCGGCGGCUUCUCUCAGGUAGUGCCUACCUGGCAGAUUUCCAAUGUUUUUUUGCAAAAAACUUGCUACAGGAAGAGUUGGAUCAUGCACAAGUCUUCAGCAACGGAUUGAAAGUCUCGCUGGUUUCUUGGUUGACCUUCCUACAGACAAAGGCAGAAGAAAUACGGACGGAUCGCUUGGCCGUCGUGGCUCUACCGCGCUACCAGGAACUCGUUCGAAACUUUGUCAAAUGGAGCCAGAGGGCCAAGGCACGCUGCCUGACCGAUGUCCUUGGUCUCGGAGCACAGUUCCCUCGGUCAAUGAUGCAGGAAAUCGAGGCAUCCCCAGCGGCAAUGGGCCUCGUUGAAGAAAUGCGAGCUCUCGAGGCACAGCUUGGUUCUGCGCAUCUGAGUGAAAAGAUAAAGAUUAGAGCUGAUUUACGCAAGCUUCAAGAAAGCAUGCGGCAAGAGGAGACGCUUGUCCCCUUCUUAGACGUACUCGAAGGCGUCACCGUCAGGCACGAAGAACUGCAGCAGAUGUGUCAAGGCCUGGACGAGUCCGUGAUUUUCCUUGACUGGCUUCAUAUAUCAUGGUACGACAACUGGGAUAUAGGCUGCGCAUUGUAUGAAAACGGCAUCUUCGUUGACUUCAUCUACUGCAACAAGUUGAAAUUGCGGGACAUCAAGACAUGGGUUCAGAGCUAUCUGGAGCCCGAUCCUCGUAUCUUCGACAUGGAGGAGGAUCUCAAGUUUUGCCCGCUAAACAGCGUUUCAGCCAGAAAGCAACUCAAGAUCUUGGAGCCACUGGCAGCAGUCUUCGAAGUGAUUCCGGCCGACUGGCUCGUCGUCAUCUGUCCGACAUACGACUUGUGUCGAAUUCCCUUCCAUGCAAUCGAAUUCAAAGGACGGCCGCUGAUCGAACGUAACCCCAUCAUCUACUGUCAAAGCCUGACGAUUCUACGGCUCUGUCAACUUUCACGGAACUCGAUGCUGGAGGACAUGGCUACCGAGGAUUUCCGGCCCGUGGCGUUCAACCCCUUGGGAGAAGAUGUGGACACGUCGAAAACUGUGGCCGAUCUUGCCACUCGCCUAGGAACCGUCACUGAGGACCUGAAUCAGUAUUCGAAAGAAGAUUUUGUGCGACUUUUGUCUGAAGCGUCUUUGAUCCACUUCCAUGGUCACGUCCGUUUUGAUCAUGAUGAUCCUUUGAAACACCAUCUGGAGCUCAAGCCUGUUCCGCACGAUGAGAAUCAAUGCCUUGGACCAGCAGAUAUCCUGACGGCGCAAGAGAUAUUUGGUAUCAAGCUACGAAAAGGAGCCCACAUCACCACAAUCAGCUGCAAAAGUGCUCGAACGGCGGUGACAAACAACCAUGAGCUCCUUGGAUUGGCUGCUGCGUUACAUUACGCCGGUGCCUCGUCAAUAGUGUCAGCAUUGUGGAAUAUCCACAGAAACGAUGGGAGAAGGUUCUCGAGGGCUUUUUAUGAUGCAUUGAUACGGGAGAUGCAGGUGCCUUCGCCCAGCAAGCCCUACAUCAACCUUGCAAGGAUAAUGCAAAAGGCUGUCCUUGCUGUCAGACGCGACCCAGACGGAAGGAUUCAAGCGCCAUACCGUUGGGCAGGACUUGUCUUGCACGGUGCUUGGUUGUAUCCUCGGAUCCCAGAUCUUGAACUGGAAACAAGCUCGAAUCCUGACCUUGAUCCUCACCCAUUAUCACACUCAGAUCGACGUGGAACCUGGUGA
Molecule: messenger RNA, 3981 nt
Organism: Exophiala oligosperma
Lineage: Eukaryota; Fungi; Ascomycota; Eurotiomycetes; Chaetothyriales; Herpotrichiellaceae
Exons: 2
Coding region: 1-3981 (1326 amino acids)
Source: RefSeq, a predicted model, not a curated record